AAUUACUUUUUAGUCAGGGCGCAAGUGCGCAUCGUAUCGCGUAGUGCACUACAGGAGCGUCUUCAGCGCGCGCGCGCUAGUGUGUAAAAACCAUCACUUCACCAGAAUUUCGUGUCAGAACGGGCUGGUCUAAGGACCUGGGGGAUAUUGGCACCCUCUCCUCGUUCAUUCGCACCCACUCUCCUCCCCACACACCCUGUCGGAGCAGUACAGAAGCCCAACAAUCAGACAGCUGUCGACUGCCGGCUCGGGGCGCGCGCGCUACAUCACCAAUGCCGGGAAAGCGUCCGCGCAUUCAGCAGCUCUCUCGCGCGCACGGACGGACUGCGACUAUGUGAAGUAGUGACCGCAAGAAUGGACCAAAGGAACUACUUCGCGCUUCUGUUGCUUGUUUUACAUGUCCAACUCACAUUUGGAGAGUUCUUUCCAGGCAGCUGUUCGUUUGAGGAACACUACAGUAAUUGCGGAUACAGUGUGGCGUUGGGGACUAAUGGCUUCGCCUGGGAGCAAGUCAACACCUGGGAAAGACCCUCCAUGGACGCCGCCGUCCCCACAGGUUCCUUUAUGAUGGUGAAUGCUUCGGGUCGGGCAUCAGGACAGAAAGCCCACCUGCUCCUCCCCACUCUAAAAGAGAACGACACCCACUGCAUAGACUUUCACUACUCCCUGUCCAGUCGGGAUGGGACGAGUCCCGGGACUCUCAAUGUCUACAUAAAAGUGGAUGGUGGACCGCAGGGAAAUCCCAUCUGGAACGCCUCCACUCCGGUCACUGAAGGCUGGGUGAAAGCUGAACUCGCCAUCAGCACCUUUUGGCCCAACUCCUACCAGGUUAUUUUUGAGGCAGUAAGUGUACAAGGGCAUCCUGGGUUCAUCGCGGUGGAUGAGAUACAUGUUUUGGCCCACCCUUGUCGCAAGACGCCACAUUUCCUGCGACUCCAAAAUGUGGAGGUGAAUGUGGGACAGAACGCAACAUUUCAGUGUAUUGCUGGAGGCAAAUGGUCACAACAUGACAAACUCUGGCUACAGCAAUGGAAUGGUAAAGACACGUCUCUCAUGGUAACGCGAGUGGUGAACCAUCGACGAUUCUCAGCCACUGUUAGCGUAACGGACACGUCCCAGCGGAGCACCAGCCGUUACCGCUGCGUCAUUCGGUCUGAUGGAGGAUCUGGAGUCUCCAACUAUGCUGAGCUCAGUGUCAAAGCACCCCCUACACCCAUCGCCCCCCCUGAGCUUCUUGCAGUUGGCGCCACCUACUUGUGGAUCAAACCGAACGCCAACUCCAUCAUCGGCGAUGGCCCUAUCAUCCUGAAAGAGGUGGAGUAUCGCACCACCACUGGAAACUGGGCCGAGACGCACGUCGUGGAUGCACCAACUUACAAACUCUGGCAUUUGGACCCAGAUGUGGAGUAUGAGAUUAAAGUUCUUCUCACCCGACCUGGGGAGGGCGGCACUGGACCACCAGGACCACCGCUUAUAACUCGCACCAAAUGUGCUGAUCCAGUCAAUGGUCCCCAGAACGUGAAUGUGGUGGAUAUCCGCGCUCGUCAGCUCACCCUGCAGUGGGAGACGUUUGGAUAUGCUGUGACCCGCUGCCACAGUUUCAACCUGACCGUUCAGUACCAGUAUGUGUUCAACCAGCAGGUGUACGCUACAGAGGACCUCAUCCCCACCUCCUCUCAUUACACGCUGCGGGGACUGAGGCCAUUCGUGACCGUCAGGCUCCGACUGGUGCUCGCAAACCCAGAGGGCAGCAAGGAGAGCGAGGAGAUCGUCAAACAGACUGAGGAAGACGUUCCUGGCCCCAUUCCUAUGGAGUCUAUUCAGACGGGACCAUAUGAGGAGAAGAUCUUCAUGCAGUGGAAGGCCCCGAACGAAACAAAUGGAGUCAUUACUCUCUAUGAGAUCGCCUAUAAGGCUCUUAGCUCUCUGGAUCCCACUGCGGAUUUGACAACACAGCGAGGCCGGGUCUUCAAACUCCAAAACGAGACCCAUCAUCUCUUCGUUGGGUUGUAUCCAGGGACCACAUACUUCUUUACUCUAAAAGCCAGCACAAACAAAGGCUUCGGCCCACCUGUGACCACCCGUAUCACCACCAAGAUCGCAGCUCCAUCCAUGCCUGAAUAUGAGACUGACUCUCCUCUCAAUGAGACAGACACGACCAUCACCGUCCUCUUAAAACCCGCUCAAUCACGAGGAGCACCAGUCAGUUCUUAUCAAGUGGUGGUUCAGGAGGAGCGGAAGCAGAAAGUCCGGCGAGCCACUGAUGUUCUGGAGUGUUUCCCUGUUCCCGUGAGCUUCAGAAAUGCUUCAAUCUUGGAUUCUCCUCACUAUUUCGCAGCUGAACUCCCUCCGGUUAGCCUUGCUGUAGUUCAGCCCUUUACUAUAGGGGACAACAAGACUUAUAAUGGCUACUGGAAUGCUCCACUGUCACCUGCCAAAAGCUACAGCAUUUACUUUCAGGCCCUGAGCAAAGCCAACGGGGAAACCAAAAUCAACUGCGUGCGACUUGCCACCAAAGUGGUAAUAGGUAGGGGACAAAAUACCACGCCCUACAUACUUGUCAUUCCCAGUGAAGGUGCAUCUACCCAGAAUUCCAAUGACAUUGAGCCUGAAAAACAGGUGGACAGCACAGUAAAGAUGGCAGGCGUCAUUGCAGGAAUCCUCAUGUUUGUCAUCAUUCUCCUGGGCCUUCUCCUCACCUUCAAACGCAGAGAAAUCCACACCUGGAGAACUCUAAGUGUGGGAAGAAAUGCGUAUUCCUACUCUUAUUACCUGAAACUAGCUAAGAAACAGAAGGAGACAGCCAGCAGCAGCACGCAGAGAGAGAUGGGACCCGUAGGCACAGCGGAUAAAAGCACAGGAAAAGUCAGCACAUUACACAAGGACGAUCCGUUCUCCACCAGCAACCAGGACCUCAACGGAUUCUCCUCUUCUUCUCCCUGCUCUUUCUCCAUCCAAGGCAAAGCCAUUCAAAGUAAAACCCUCCUCAACUCAUACUACUCAGUUUCUAAGGAGCCAGUCCCUGCCACAGCAUCCAUAGAUGGCAGUCACAGUGAGAUGUCCCAGCCCUCCAUGACCAUCCAGACAUACCCAUAUGGAGGCUGUGAGUCGGUGGAGAUGUCCUACCAGGCCGGCCAGUUUCAACCGGCCAUCAGAGUGGCAGAUUUGCUUCAGCACAUCACCCAGAUGAAGUGUGGCCAGGGUUACGGCUUUAAAGAGGAGUAUGAGGGUCUGGCUGAGGGACAAACUGCCCCAUGGGAAACUGCCAAGAAAGAGGAAAACCGCAACAAAAACCGCUACGGCAACAUCAUCGCUUACCCCACAGACGAUCACACUCGUGUCCGACUGCAGCCGCUGGAGGGAGACCCACACUCCGACUACAUCAACGCCAACUAUAUAGAUGGCUACCACAGACCAAGACACUACAUAGCAACGCAAGGCCCCAUGCAGGAGACCGUCAGGGAUUUCUGGAGGAUGAUUUGGCAGGAGAAUUCAGCCAGUAUCGUCAUGGUAACCAACCUGGUGGAAGUGGGCAGGGUGAAGUGCGUUCGCUACUGGCCUGACGAGACCGAGGUGUAUGGAGAUAUCAAAGUCACACUGAUUGAAACGGAGCCGUUGGCAGAAUAUGUAAUCAGGACUUUUACUGUACAGAAGAAGGGUCACCAUGAGAUCCGGGAGAUCCGGCAGUUCCACUUUACCAGCUGGCCUGAUCACGGCGUCCCCUGUUAUGCCACAGGCCUGCUGGGCUUCAUCCGCCAGGUCAAGUUCCUCAAUCCUCCAGACGCAGGACCCAUCGUGGUUCACUGCAGUGCUGGUGCUGGAAGAACAGGCUGUUUCAUUGCGGUGGACAUCAUGCUGGACAUGGCGGAGAGUGAAGGAGUGGUGGACAUCUUUAACUGCAUCAGAGAGCUGCGCUCGCAGAGAGUCAACAUGGUGCAGACUGAGGAGCAGUAUGUGUUUGUACAUGAUGCCAUCCUGGAAGCAUGUUUAUGUGGAAACACAGCAAUCCCAGUGUGUGAAUUCAGAGCCAUUUACUACAACAUCAGCAGACUGGACCCGCAGACCAACUCCAGCCAGGUCAAAGAUGAGUUUCAGACUCUGAAUAUAGUGACGCCGCGUGUUCGUCCAGAGGACUGCAGCAUUGGCCUUCUCCCACGUAACCAUGAUAAAAACCGCAGCAUGGACGUCCUCGCAGUGGACCGAUGCCUGCCUUUCCUCAUUUCUGUUGAUGGCGAGUCCAGCAAUUACAUCAAUGCAGCGCUGAUGGACAGCCACAAACAGCCAGCGGCCUUCAUCGUGACGCAGCACCCUCUGCCCAACACCAUGGCCGACUUCUGGAGGCUCGUGUUUGACUACAACUGCUCCACCAUCGUCAUGCUGAAUGAAAUGGACGCUGCACAGCUCUGCAUGCAGUAUUGGCCAGAGAAAGGCUCCUGCUGUUAUGGGCCCAUACAGGUCGAGUUCAUCUCUGCUGACAUUGACGAGGACAUUAUCAAUCGCAUUUUUAGGAUCUGCAACAUGGCUCGGCCUCAAGACGGCUACCGGCUGGUCCAGCAUUUCCAGUUCAUCGGUUGGCCUGCGUACAGAGACACGCCGCUGUCCAAACGCUCCAUCCUGCAGCUGGUCAGACGACUGGCCAAAUGGCAGGAGCAGUAUGAUGGAGGAGAUGGACGUACAGUCGUCCACUGCCUGACGGGCGGAGGACGCAGCGGGACGUUUUGUGCCAUCUGUAGCAUCUGUGAGAUGAUCCAGCAGCAGAACAUCGUGGACGUUUUUCACACAGUCAAGACGCUGAGAAACAACAAAGCCAACAUGGUGGAGACAAUGGAGCAGUACAAAUUCUGUUAUGAAGUGGCACUGGAGAGUCUGAACGGCUUCUGAACGCAGGAAAACAAGAGAAACAAUCUUCUCUUCCUCCUCAGAACGACAUCUCAUCUCGUCCUUCAGCAACGGGAACGCUGUAAAAUACUGUAUAAAUAAAAUGUUAUUUGCCAUUUCUUUCUUCUUCUGUCAAUGUCCAGCAUCCGAGCGUGUAUCCUGGACCGUGAAGUGAUCUUGUACAGUCCUUUUCCUUUUUAGCUCUGCGCCUUGAAUGUUACCCAUCAAUGUAAAGAACAAAAAAAAAGAGAGAUUAAAAAAAAAAAGCUUCUUUCUACAUGCCGGCUGGGAAUCACCAAAUAGACUUUCCCUGAGCUCUGUACAGAUUUAAAGAGAAAUAACAACAACAAAAAGCUUAAAAGUGAAUUUGCAGAGAAACGUGAGAACGGAUAUUUUUGUUAUUCUGAUGAUGAGUUUUUUUGUGGUUCCUUCCUUUGGUGCGUUUUCACUCUGCCUGCUUUCUCAUAAAACACACACAAACACACUCACCGCUCGCCUACAAACCAGCAUAAAGAGGUUCAAAAGAUGGACGUUUUAGGGUAAUGUUUCUUUUGUUGAUGUUUCUUGUCUUUUCUUUUAGUGUUAUAAAUAAUAGGUGUUGCCAUUUUGGUUUCUUGAUGUGGGCAGUGAACGUUGAAGAGUAAAAAUGUAUCUUCUGAAAAAAGUAUUUUCUGUUUGUCAUUUGCACUUUAUAUGUUCAACAUAGGCUCAAUUCUGAAAAUUUUACCCUGUAUACAUUUCUGGAGAUCGUGAAUUAUGCAGCCAAAUGAACGUACGGACGAAUUUCAUCUUUAAAAAGAACACUAACAGUGUGACGCCGUCUCAUUUUCACACUUACCAGCUGACCGAUUAUCUCCAUGUUGACGUUACCAGUUUGUCCAGAACUCGAAGCAUACAUCAGCAAAUUUACACAGACUGGGCCGGAGUGGGCAUCCUUUUUAG
Danio rerio (zebrafish) is the source of this 5820-nucleotide messenger RNA. The record is from RefSeq and is a predicted model, not a curated record. Lineage: Eukaryota; Metazoa; Chordata; Actinopteri; Cypriniformes; Danionidae.